This is a messenger RNA of Helicoverpa zea (corn earworm), 4184 nucleotides long. It is a transcript of the gene Ge-1, whose product is annotated as enhancer of mRNA-decapping protein 4. Gene Ontology annotation, cellular component: P-body. Gene Ontology annotation, molecular function: protein binding. Gene Ontology annotation, biological process: deadenylation-independent decapping of nuclear-transcribed mRNA. The record is from RefSeq and is a predicted model, not a curated record. Lineage: Eukaryota; Metazoa; Arthropoda; Insecta; Lepidoptera; Noctuidae. The transcript has 23 exons. Bases 129 to 3524 code for a protein of 1131 amino acids.
UCUCAUGUCGGUCGGCAUCAGCGGUUUGCUGUUGUAAUAUUUGCAUGAUUUUUUGCAAUUACGAUUGUAUUGUGAAUUUGCGCUAAAGUUUCAGAAAUUCAUGUGGAAAGUAGAAGAUUAGAUCAAUAAUGGCACCAACAACAAUGCUUCCAAAGCUAUCGGAUGCCACUCAAACUAUAUCGUUCUCCGACGGAGAUGGUGUAUGCAGUGCGGAGGUGUACUCCACGAACGUGAUGGUGAACACCAACGCCGGCAACCAUGACCACGGCAGCUCCAAGGUUAAGCUGAAAAACCUGGUGGAUUACAACUGGGAGCCCAAAUUUUAUGCGGGCCAGCUGCUGGCUAUACAUACCAAUGGGAAAUACCUCGCGUAUUCUAUUAAAGCUCCGAACGCCGUGAACCCUGGCACAUGGAGUGGUAUGGUACGCGUGGUGUACAACCCAGAGCCCGGGACUGACCGGCGAGCUCUCAUCAAGGGGAUGAAGGGGGAGGUGCAAGACUUGGCGUUUGCCCACAUCCAAAGCCAGGUGGUGCUAGCCUGUAUUGACGAGCAGGGCAACUUCUAUGUGCAUGAGAUUGAAGUCACUGACAGCGGACUCAGAUGCACGCUCCUAGCGGAGGUCCGCGAAGACACAGGCGCUAUGGGGUCUUCCCACCGCGUGGUGUGGUGUCCUUAUAUACCGGAUGAUGAUGAUGAAGCCACUGACGACGAUGUCGCUCGACUGCUGCUCACCACACAUGAUAAUAUUGCCCGCAUGUGGAACACUCGCGCCCUACAAGCGGCGGGCGCGGGGUCGGGCGGCGCGGUGGGAGCCGCGGGGGGCGGAGCCCUAUGUGCCGCGGAGCACGUGGGCGCCAUCCUAGACGCCGCCUUCUCGCCCGACGGCAGCGCCCUCGCUACAGCCUCCGCUGAUGGAUAUGUUAUGUUCUUCCAGGUAUAUAUGCACGCGGACUCCAGCCCGCGCUGCCUGCACAAGUGGCAGCCUCACGGCGGGAAGCCGCUCAGCUGUCUCUUCUUCCUCGACAACCACAAGAACUAUAAUACUGACGUCCAAUUCUGGAAAUUCGCCGUAACCGGAGCUGAAAACAACACAACCAUUAAAAUCUGGUCCUGCAAGUCCUGGACCUGUCUUCAAACCAUCAACUUCACCCCCGGAGUGGGUACGGAGAUGACCCUCGGCCUGAAGGCCAUGCUGGACACCAGUGCCAGCUACCUGCUGCUGUCAGACUUCAAAUCCAGGAGUUUGUAUGUACUGAACAUGGCGAGGGACCCUGAAGACAGUAUGGCAUAUUGUAAGAGCAUAUCUGAGUUCCUGCUGCCUUAUCCGGUGUUGAGUUUCUGUAUUGUUGAUGCGGAGGAGCAACAAACUAAAUGCGAGCCGAGCUGCGACGAGCCGUUAUACCGCAACGGCUCGGGCGGCGACGCCGACUCGCCCAUACACUAUGAAUUACAUCAUGAUGACUCAGGGUCGGGCGGGUCCCGCAGCGAGGAGUGGCGGCGCGUGGUGGUGCGGCUGUACAUCGUGCAGCCCAAGGGCCUGCAGGAGGGCCGCCUCGUCUACGAGCCGCCGCGACCGCCCCUGCAUGCCGAGCUGCUGCACGGUCUAUCAGAACUGGCACUAGAAGACAGUUCAGUGGAGUCAGCUCCCGCCACCAUAGCGUCCAGUAUUCUUCAACAGCAGAGCCAGCAGCUCAAGAACUUGCUCAUGCGCUCGCAGGUACCCGAUGCUACGCAGCCAGGCAGCUUAAUCGGUACCCGACCUGAAUCUCCGUCCAUCGCGCCGCAACUGAAUCUUAUGACCCCAGAUGCUUUCAGCUCUCCAGGUAAAAGAGAGGAAGAUGAUCCGCCACUGUCUGCCACGCCGGAUGUUAGCAGCAAACCCAGGAACUCUACUGGAGGACCAUUGGUUGAAGAAACCUUGGGCGAGACAGCCAGCAAACUAGCAUCAGCCGGGUCCAGCCCCAGCCGCGAGGUGCAGCAGAUCAUGUCACACAGUGACCAUGCUUUCUUCAAGGAGGAGGCAGAAGAAGUGACAGUGGCGACGGAAACUCUCUCAACAACAGAGACGUUGUUCGAGGCGGACGUGUUCGCGCCGCCCGAGGCCGCCCCGCUGCCGCCCCACCCGCCCCACCCGCCGCAUCCCCACAAGCUGGCUAGCACGAAUAGCGACACAUGGCCCUCAAUCUCGGUCCCUCAAGUAUCAGAACCAGUCCCUACACAGCAGCUGAGCCAAUCCCUCGGCACGUUAGCCUGCGCCGGCGCAGACGACACCCGCGCCGCCGGCCUGUCGCCCGCCGACCGGACUAGACUUGAUGCUUUGGAGCAUAAGCUUGAUAAGUUGACUGAAAUGAUGUCGGCACAAACCCGCGAGCUGCGCAGCUUGCGCGGCGCGGUGGCGUCGCCGCGCGACAUGAUCGACGAGGCGCUACAUGCGCACGCGCAGCGCACUGCCCGGGCCGUCGAGAGUGCGCUCGCUGAUGGCUGGGAGCGUAUAUCCCGUGUAGGCGAGGCAGCUAGUGCCCGCGCAGCCCAAGCAGCCGGCGUCGGCGCCGCUAGAGCAUUGGAACCCCUAGCCGCUGCUCUACAGCAUGAAUUAGCUAACAAGAUGGCCGCCACCGACCAGCUGCUGAGAGAGAAUAUUGACAAGCUCGCCACUAGCAAGACGGUAAUGGAGCGGCUAAGCACGUCGAUAGCGAAGUCGCUGUCGGACAUGGUGCGCGAGUCGUUCCGCGAGGCGCUGUUCGACAGCGUGGUGCCCGUCAUGGAGAAGACGCACGCGCAGAUCUUCAAGCAGAUCAACCAGGCUUUCCAGAACGGGACCAAGGAGUUCGCAGCGAACACCGAGGCGGCGGCCCGCGCAGCGGCCGAGCGCGGCGGGGCGGCCGCCAGCGCCAGCCUGCGCGCCGCGCUCGAGCGCCACGCCGACGCGCUGGCCGCCGCGCACGGCGCCGCGCACCACCAGCACCUCGCCGACGUCAUCCGGGACACUGCGCACAGCGUCCUGGAGAAGGAGUUGUGCUGGUGGCGCGAGCAGGCGCGGUCGGCGGCGCUGGCGUCGCGGGCCCACUCGCCCUCCACGCCGCACUCGCACCAUGCCGCCGACAGACAGAUGCAAGUAGCCCAGAUCCAAUCUCUAAUCGCGAGUGGUGACGUGAACGGAGCAUUCCAACAGGCGCUCUCAGCAUCAGACCUGGCGCUGGUCAUGUGUGCCUGCAGGGCUGCUGAACCCUCGCACGUGUUCGGGCCUCCUUGCAAGCUGAAGCAGCAUGUCUUGUUGUCUCUGGUACAGCAGCUAGCCGCCGAUAUGGGUAGAGAUACGCCUCUUAAACAUAGAUACCUAGAAGAAGCCGUAAUGAACUUAGACACCACCAACCCAGUAACACGGGAGCACCUUCCCGCAGUGGUGCGAGAGCUACAGAAGCAGUUAAUGGCCUUCCUCUCCGCGACGCCCAACCAUGCGCUCGCGAGGCAGCUGCGCAUGCUGCUCAUGGCGACUGAGGCACUGGUCAAGGCGGCCGCCUGACCUUCCUGUGUCUGCUCGAGGCGCCUGCCUUACUAACCACUAGACUCUACUGGACGAGACUGUGAACUAUGAAAACUGGACUGUGUGUAUUGAUUUCUGACACGCGAAUAUUAGACAUUUAAAUAAAACUAUUUUUACGGAUUUUAUCGCUGUUAUAUUUCAUAUUUAAAGGAUCCGAAAUGUCGGCAUUAAAUAAUGUUAAUAUAACCGCGAUAAAAUCCGUAAAAUUAGUUUUAUUUGAAUGGACUGUGUGUAUCAAGUGAUGGUGUAAUUAGUGUAUCACAAUUUAGUGACACAGUAAACAGUGUAGUUUGGUGCGAAAGUGUGGUGUAAAUUGCUUGACUGUGGUUUAAAGUGUAAAACUGUUAAUUAAAUUAGAAGUUUAUAAAUGACGAGCGGCUGUACUAAUGUGUUAAUGAGCACAGGUGUAGGAUAAGUUAGCCAGCAUAACAGUAAAAAAGUUGCAAUCUCAUUUUGCCCUUCUUUGAAAUCCUUAUAUAUGUUAUGACAACAGAAAUUACUCGUAGAGGUUUUAAAUAGCUUAUGAUAAUGAUUGAAAACCCAGUGAAAUACACAAAUUUUUAAAUACAACUAAUUCUCAUCAGAUAUUUAAAUUAUUCAAGUACCUAAUAAAAAUGCAACAGCGUCAGUUUAUCAUCA